Molecule: messenger RNA, 2608 nt
Organism: Geodia barretti
Lineage: Eukaryota; Metazoa; Porifera; Demospongiae; Tetractinellida; Geodiidae
Source: the annotation of a GenBank genome assembly
UUUGACCUUUCACCUACAGCUCACGUGCAGACUCUGUUGGGUUUCUUCUAGUAGAUGGAUCCGACGGCAGAAAGUGGAGAAGGGGAGCUAGUAAACCUCUCAUACGGCAGCGAAGAGUUUCAGGUGCCCAAAGAACUGCUGGAAGAUGAGGACCUGUUUCAGACUGUGGUGUCGGAGGAGACGUGGAGAGAGGCGCUGGGAGAGGAGGACAGGGAGAGACUGAGGCAGCUGCUUCCUCCUGGACCUCCACAGCAGCAGCAGGAAGACCUCUCGCGAGUGUUGGGAGGAGAGGAUGUAAGGUUUGGUAACCCUGUCAGCCACACCUUGGACAAGAUUAACAGUGGUGUGUUCUGUCCAGAGCUGCGGGAGGCGUGCGAGGAGUACCGGGAACUUCGCUACCAGCAGUACCAGAACAACCAGAGGAGGUACUACAUGAAACUGCUGCAGGACAUCCUCAUUGCACGUCAGGAGGUGAUGCAGAAGGCGUUGCUGACAGGAUCACUGGACGGCCUCCCUUCACAGGUGAGUGUAGGGAGGAGGAGGAGGAAGAGAUCUCUGUUACUGCGAAGAGCAGACACCAAGUUCAGGAGGAUAAUGAGGGAGUGUCGUGAGGAAUGGGGGGAGGGGGGUGAGGUGAUGUCAUCAGAUGAAGACACACUGACCAAUCAGAUUCCUGACGAGGAGGAGCCCCCUUUCAUCAGUGAAGAAGACUAUCGCAAGAUGCUGCGGGUACAUCGGGAGUCACAAAUGAGGAAGAGAAUGGAGCAGGACCUGGCGGCCAGAGAGAUUGGUCGGUUGAGAGAGAGGAGGCAGGAGAGGCCUGCCCCUGUCAAAACAGAGGUGGUGAGUGGGACUGGAAGUGUGGCAGGGGGAGGAGGGAGGAGAGGUUUGAAGGAUAGAGCAUCUCCGGCUGAUUUCUCCCACCCACCACCGUUAGUGGCAUCAGGAGGAGGGGGAGAGGGGAAGAGAGGGAGGAGGGGGAGGAGGGGGGACAGGGUGGUGGAGAAAGGAGUGGGACCACGCGUCAGUGCAGAGUCCAAGGCUGUGGAGGAGGCAUAUGGACCGGUGGACGACGGCACACGAACAGAACCUCCUCUCUUACCUGUCGUUCUGACGGCUCCCUUGGCAGAGUGCAAGUUCCCGAGUUUCUUCUCUCUUCUAAAACACGCCUUUGACACCCUCCACGACAGGAAGGGAGAGAUCAGCAAGAUUACAAAGAGUGUCAAGAUUGUCAUGAACUCUCCCGAGGUGGAGGGUAGUCCGUGGUUGGAGAGACAGACAGACUGGCUGGACCUGGUCCUCCCGGCCAUCAUGUACCUCUCUGCCGAGGUCGGAGGUGUCUCCUCCUUUGACCCUCUCCCCUUCUUCUACCCCAUCAUUGAGUUCAGGGACAGAAUCGACCACUGGAGAUGGAUGGGUCACGACAGAGACAGUGAACUGGAGUUGCUGGUUCUCUUCAACCACUGGCUGGACACCCUCGACAGAUCUCUGGAAAUAGUGGACUAUUCCGACUACGAACCACCAACUCCUAUCAACAUGUGGGCCAACUUUGUCUUCAGACCCAGCACCUCAGACGAGGUGGCCAGCUUCAGAGAGCAGGAGUCAUUCCGGUACUCCCAGCCGUUCAAGUCUUACAUCUAUAACAUCCAUGGCUUUGAGGCUGCAGUUGGUCCUGUCAAGGGAGCCAAGGCGUACAAGAAGGACACUGGGAGUCGGGCUCGCGGACACGCUCUCCUCAUCCCCGAUCGUCCCAACUGUGUGACUAUCCUCUCACUCGUUCGAGACGCUGCCUCCAGACUGCCCAAUGGAGAGGGAACUAGAGUUGAUCUGUGUGUGGUGGUCAGAGACUCUCAGUUCAUCCAUGAACACGUCUCAGAUGUCCAGUUGAACAAUGCAGUGAGUGGAGCUCUGGACCGACUGCACUAUGAGAAGGAUCCUUGCGUCCGCUACGACAGCACCAGGAAGGUCUGGAUAUACCUCCAUCGCGGCCGCAGCGAGGAGGACUUUGAGAGGAUCCAGUGGGCCUGUGACAUGGCUGCCAAACAGAGGAAGAUGAUAACGACAAGACCAAGAGUCAAACCUAAGAUUCUACUGAGAGAACCAGGAGGAGGAGGGGAGGUGGUGCUGAUGGAGGGUGGGCCGCAGACCGCACCCCCCACCACUGCCCCAUCGGGCAACGGGGCAGGGGGUGUGGGGACAGGAGGGAAGGCGGAGGGAGGGAGAGGAGGAAAGAAGGGGAAGUCAGGUGGCAGAAGUGGCGGGAAGAACGCAGCAAAUCAAUCUGGUGGAGGUUCAGUGGUUGUGGUUAGUGUGUUAGGAGAGAGAGAGGGUGUGUCCCCAGCCAGCAGCACCUCUGUCUCCAAACCCCACAAGACACACUCCAAGAACAAGAAGAAGAAAUCAGUAUCAGUGGUCCCCGUGUUGUCUGCGGUCCCUCCCCCCUCCUCUCUCCAACCUCCACCACUGACAGCUGCUGACCACGACUGGGAGGACUCCAGUGACACUCCUGACCUCCCUUUCCUCUCCUCCCUCCAGCCUGUCGGUCAGUCUUCUUCUCCCCUUCCUGUCCUCCAUUCAGCCUGAUUGUGAUAUCCCUCUCACUCCGCCC